This is a messenger RNA of Neohortaea acidophila, 1485 nucleotides long. RefSeq lists its product as uncharacterized. The record is from RefSeq and is a predicted model, not a curated record. The coding region runs from base 83 to 1234 and encodes 383 amino acids. Gene Ontology annotation, cellular component: cytoplasm. Lineage: Eukaryota; Fungi; Ascomycota; Dothideomycetes; Mycosphaerellales; Teratosphaeriaceae. The transcript has 5 exons. Gene Ontology annotation, molecular function: glutamine synthetase activity.
UGCCUCACGAAGCAUCCCUCCCACUGCCUCUCUCGCUCAUCCCUCCAAACCCACCCAGCCCAUCUUCACAUCUCCCGCAAAGAUGGCCGAAUCAACAAUCGUCUCCGACACCGCCAAGCUUCAAAAAUACCUCUCCCUCCCUCAGCGCGGCAAGGUGAUCGCGGAAUACGUGUGGAUCGACUCGUCCAAUGGCGUCCGCUCAAAAUGCAAGACCCUCGACAAGCCCGUCACCAGCCUGAAAGAGCUGCCCGAAUGGAACUUCGAUGGCUCCUCCACCGGCCAAGCCCCUGGCGACAACUCCGAUGUCUUCCUCCGCCCCGUCGCCUACUUCCCCGAUCCCUUCCGCCUUGGCGACAACAUCCUCGUCCUCGCUGAGUGCUGGAUGUCGGACGGCAAGCCCAACCAGUACAACUCUCGCCACGAUGCCAACAAGCUCAUGUCCAAGCACGCCGCGCACAAGUUCUGGUUCGGUCUCGAGCAGGAGUACACCUUCCUCGACUCCACCAGCUGGCCCUACGGCUGGCCCAAGAACGGCUUCCCCGCUCCCCAGGGCCCCUACUACUGCGGCAACGGCACCGGCAAGGUCGUCUGCCGAGACAUUGUCGAGGCGCACUACCGCGCCUGCCUCUUCGCCGGCAUCAACAUCUCCGGCACCAACGCCGAGGUCAUGCCCGCCCAGUGGGAGUACCAGGUCGGCCCCUGCGAGGGCAUCGACCUCGGUGACCAGCUGUGGAUGUCGCGCUUCCUCCUCCACCGUGUCGCUGAGGAGUUUGGCGCCAAGGUCUCCUUCAGCCCCAAGCCCAUUCCCGGCGACUGGAACGGCGCCGGUCUUCACACCAACGUCAGCACCAAGGAGAUGCGUGCGGACGGCGGCAUGAAGCACAUUGAGAAGGCCAUGGAGGCCCUCUCCAAACGCCAUAAGGAGCACAUGAAGGUCUACGGCGAGGGCAACGAGGCGCGUAUGACUGGUGGUCACGAGACAGCCGCCUUCGACAAGUUCUCCUGGGGCAUUGCCGACCGUGGCUCGUCCGUGCGUGUCAAUCGUGCAUGCGCCGAGGAGGGCAAGGGAUACUUUGAGGACCGGAGACCGGCCUCCAAUGCCGAUCCUUACCAGAUCACCGGCAUGAUUGUCGAGACUCUCUGCGGCAAGGUCGAAGGCACCGACAUGUACACCACCGCCACCCAGGCCGAGGCCCAAGUGCAAGACAUGCCCGUCAUCCAAUCGAAGCCGUAGAAGACGUACAGUUCGAGACAUAGACGGAGGGGGAUUGGAGAGGGGGAAGGAGUGCAAUGACCGUUAUGAUACCUUUCUGUGUGCGUGUCUGAUGUUGUACCACGCUGCAAUGGAUCCGAGCAACAUACCUAGCGCUCCACCGCGCCCAAGAGGGCCAAGUAUGUAAAUAUUCUGUAUUCUUGGUUGACUAUUGGCUCGCCAGCCAAGUCUAGUGAUUAGCAUGUCAAUCACCACAUGCCCUUCCUUGCACC